AUGGCUACUCUUGCGCCUCGCGCAGCUCCUUUCAACCUUCCCGUUGCUCAAGUCAACGCCUUCCCAUCAAGCGCACUCAAGCCACGGCCGGUGCUCAAAAGAACACGAGAUGAGUCAGCUGACAUGGAAGUGCCUUCAUCACCAUCGAAGAGGUCACGGGUGACCUUCGAUUCGGAUGUUGAAUAUGUCUCCGCAGACGACGAUGACGAAGUAGAUCCCCAGCUCAUCCGCGAGCAAGUCCGUCGAGCGAUCCAACGACACCUAAGCGGCGGUGACGACGAGGCAUACGAAAACGUCAAGCAGAUUUUCCUAGCCGACCCCAAGAAAGAGAACGCGCCGUCACCAAGAGCUGUGCAUGCUCAUUUGCAGGCUGUUCUGGCUCACAUUAGCAGUCUGGACAAGAGCUGUAAUGGAUUGGUCAAUGCUAUUCUGUCGUGUGAAUGGGUUGGCCGAGACGAGAACUUUGUCAAGUUAUACAUCAAUGUGCUGGGAAACCUUGCAGCGGCAAAAUCGGGUUAUCUUUCCAAGAUACUCCACACGCUUGUUGAUCUGCUGGGUGAGCAGCGCACCAGAAGACUCCUGGGAACCAGGAUUGUGAGACAAGCUCGAAUACAUUCUAGAGGUCGACGGGCAAUUGCUUAUUUGCUCAAUCUGGUGCCGGCAGCCAGCAGCACGCUUGCACAGGUCAUACAGCGAAAGCUCACAAUGGACUAUCGAAAACCACAGGAACGGUUGUUGUACAUGAAGAACUUUCUCGCGCUACUAGAACAUGCACAAGAAUUGAAAGGUGCUGUGCUCGGUAUGAUUACGUCUGAGCUUGUCAAGCUGGAUGUCUCUGUUCAAGUUGACAUGGAAGAUUAUGCCGAUGAGCUUGAAGAAGAAAUCGUCCAAGAAGUCUCAUCAUCGCAAACAUUAGUGGACUCAGCGUCCCAACUUUCUCUCAACAAAGCUAUUGAAGAGGAAGGCGAAGACGAGGAAGAUGGUGGAAGUACAACCAGUGACAGCUCGGCAGACGAAGAGGAUGAGCUUGGGCCUGUUGAAGUGCAGCGUCGCAGAGUCACGGCACAUCUCGAAACGGUAGACGCGGUCAUGAACCUUCUGUUCGAGUAUUACAAUCCGCUGGUACUUGCUUCUAAUCUGGCGGUCAGUGAUGAUGCGAUGAAUCUCCUAACAACACAUUUCAGCAACAUCAUUCUACCGACCCAUAGAUCGAGGCAUGCACAGUUUUUGAUCUUCCACUUCUCGCAGACAUCUUCUGUGUUUGUGGACAAAUUCGCCACCACCUGCAUAGCAACGCUACUUGAUCACAACCAGCCACCCAUUCUCCGUCAAACGGCGGGCUCUUACCUUGCCGGAUUCGUUGGUAGAGGAGCUCAUGUUCCCCUUCCAGUGAUCCAGGAUGGGUUUCAGCUUCUUUGCGAUGAGCUCGAAAGCUUACGAAAAGAGUUGGAACCAUCGUGCCGCGGUCCAGAUCUGCGAAGAUAUACCAGCUUCUACUCAUUGAUGCAAGCCAUCAUGUACAUCUUCUGCUUCAGGUGGCGUGACCUUGCGACCCAUAGGGAAGAAGAAGACUCCGACGACGAGCAGGAAGUUGAGGAAUAUCAGUUUCCAGACGACAUCAAGCGGAAACUGACUCAAGCGGUUAACUCCGCGCUCAAUCCACUACGCAUCUGUACACCAGAUAUCGUUCAUCAGUUCGCAGAGACUUGUCGCCGUUUGCACUUUUUGUACCUCUUCCCCAAGGUGGAAAGCAACAAACACGUUCGACUGUCAAAUACGAGGCGAGACUUCACGGAUAGCGCCAUUGGACAGGUUGAGAGGGAUCUUGGAUGGGUUGGCGAAAGUGGUAUGCUAGAGGGCUAUUUCCCAUUCGACCCUUACAGGCUACCAAGGAGCAGGAAAUGGAUUGUAGAUGAUUAUCUGGAGUGGAAGGGUUUGCCAGGAGACGAGGUAGAAAACGACGAUGAUGAUGACGAUGCUACGGACGACGAGAUGAUAAAUGAAGAAAGUCACGACGACGGGGAGGAGACAGCCACUGAAGAAGAUGCCUGA
This is a messenger RNA of Endocarpon pusillum Z07020, 2052 nucleotides long. RefSeq lists its product as uncharacterized. Gene Ontology annotation, molecular function: RNA polymerase I core binding; RNA polymerase I general transcription initiation factor activity. Gene Ontology annotation, biological process: transcription initiation at RNA polymerase I promoter. Lineage: Eukaryota; Fungi; Ascomycota; Eurotiomycetes; Verrucariales; Verrucariaceae. The record is from RefSeq and is a predicted model, not a curated record. The coding region runs from base 1 to 2052 and encodes 683 amino acids. Gene Ontology annotation, cellular component: nucleus. The transcript has a single exon.